This is a messenger RNA of Strongylocentrotus purpuratus (purple sea urchin), 2726 nucleotides long. Its product is annotated as peroxisome proliferator-activated receptor alpha. Gene Ontology annotation, molecular function: nuclear receptor activity; zinc ion binding; RNA polymerase II cis-regulatory region sequence-specific DNA binding. The record is from RefSeq and is a predicted model, not a curated record. The coding region runs from base 226 to 1410 and encodes 394 amino acids. Gene Ontology annotation, biological process: positive regulation of transcription by RNA polymerase II; negative regulation of transcription by RNA polymerase II; regulation of lipid metabolic process. NCBI's taxonomy places the organism in Eukaryota, Metazoa, Echinodermata, Echinoidea, Camarodonta, Strongylocentrotidae. The transcript is spliced from 8 exons.
ACUGGUGAGGUUUUCUUUUCUGUUUGGCUGGUGAUAUUUGUAAUGUCUUCCUGUAUGGUCCUUGUGCAAGAAGGCGGAACUCACAAGUGAUAUACGAUGGUCGUAAAAUGCUUGGCUGAGGGUGAUUCACUCCGUUGGUUUAGUUACGGUGAAAGCAGUCACUAGAGAAACACCGAUAAGAAAGCAGCUAUAGUAUUUCUAAGGAAACCUGAUCAUAUUAGCAUCAUGAUGGAAAACGUUUAUGUUUGCAGACAGCCUUUACGAGUGAAGGUGGAGAGGAGUAAGCCUUAUAAGAUGUCAGGUUGUGACAAGUAUCUUGACUAUGUUGAGCUGAGUAUGAAAUGUAGAGUAUGCGGAGACAAGGCUUCAGGGUUUCAUUAUGGUGUACAUUCGUGUGAAGGAUGUAAAGGUUUCUUCAGAAGAACACACAGAAUGAAGCUAGUCUAUAAACCAUGUCCUUUCGUCAAGACAGAACCAUGCAAGAUCAACAUAGCAACAAGGAAUAAAUGCCAAUACUGUCGGUUCCAGAAAUGUAUGCAGGUUGGAAUGUCACAUGAUGCCUCCAGGUUUGGUCGCAUGCCGCGGGAGGAGCGUCUCCGGCUCCUGGAGGAGCUCAAGGACGAGGAGACGGAAGCCACGGAGGAGGAGAAACAUCGGGCGGAGAUCAGGGAGCUGACAGACAGGAUACACAGUAUAUACAUCAACAUGUGGAUGGGACAGUUCAUCUCCAUGCCUGUAGGAUCCAGAGCAACCCGUAGCAAGGAACCUAACGGUAAAACGGAAGAUCACAAGUCAAUGAAGGAACUCACCGAGAAGGAAGCGCUCACAAAAUUCUGUCGAGGAGCAUUAUUAGCUAUCAUAGAAAGCCUGGCAAAGUUUGCCAAGAAGCUCCAAGAAUUCAAGAAUCUAGAUUUAAAUGACCAGGUGUGUCUGCUGAAACAUGCUGCAUUUGAGGUAGCAUUGAUUGCCACCUCAUCAAGGUAUGCUUCAGAGGGAUUAUGGUUCCCUACAGAUGGGGUUUACUUCACCAAGAAGAUGCUGGAGCAACUAGAAAUCUCCUUCUUUGACGGGAAGUUCAAAUUCUUUGAGAAGAUGAAGAAGCUUAAUCUGACGGAGAGAGAAUUGGCACUGUUUUGUGUUCUGUCGUUAACAUCACCCGACCGAGAUGAAUUAAUAGAACGUGAUGAAGUGGAGAAGUUCCAGGAACAGGUCUUAGAAGCUAUUCAGAUAGAACUAAGAACCAAUCACAGUAAUCAUCGUAUGCUUCUUCCAAGACUCCUAUCCCUUCUGGUAGACCUCAGACAACUGGUCCUGGACCAUAUCAAACAGGUCCAGCAACUCAUGCUGAUGGAUGAUCCGUCAUAUUCAGGUCCUCCGCCACUCAUUAAGGAGAUAUUUGGACUCUAUUGAUCAGCUUUAGGAGCUUACAAACUGAACUACUGAACUUGGUCUACCUGAUAGUACUCUGAAGGGUCAUCUACCUACAUGACAACUCAACGCUUCUGCAGUAUCAGAUGUUUGCAUGGGUCUUGUGUAUGUGACAACUAUAGCGUUUUGGACCUGUAUGAAGAGGUCUUGUCCUAGUCUAUUUCAAUAUGGUGACAAACAUCUGAAGUGAUGGUAUAUGUCAACUGGACCAUAUUCCAAAUUGUCAUCAUCAUGAUGGACCAGAACAGAGUUUGCAUCACCAUUUUGAGGCAAGGGGCUCCAACAUGUAGACCAGGACCUGUCUGAUGAUGGAGCAAAGCAAGCUUCAUAUACCUGUAUGCCAACUGGACCAUAUUUCAGUCCUAGUCCACAUCAUCAUGGACCAGAACGGACUGUAGAUCUUCAUUUAGAUGCAAGUGGGACUAUCAUUGAGACUUGGACCUGUCUGAAUUAUGGACCAAAACAAGUUCACCAUUCACCCCUUACUAUGUAAUUAUAUUUGUUUUGUAACAAAUUUAACCAAGUGUUAUUCACAUUUGCAAGCAAAACUUAGAAUGGCUGAUACCACUUUAUAUCAUCUUUUCUGAUAUGAACUGAUGAUUAUUAUUACUUUUUUUGUAAUAAUAUCAUUCAUUAUCUCAUGUGAUCAUCAUUCAUCAACUCGUUUGACUCAAUGCUCUAUGCUAUUUUAACCAAACUGACCUAUCCAACAAAUUUAUGGUUGAGAGAAAAAAUCUAUUUUAUUCCUGGUCAAAAUCAAAUUUGAACUCUAUAUGAUAUUAAGAAUUGAUGAUUGUGAGUAAUAUGUUUUUAAAUCUAGAAAUUAUAUAUUUUUUUGUAUUAAAAAACAGUACUUUUUUCAUUACGAUGAAUUGUGACUUAAUCUUAUAAGAUUUGUUUAUUUUUUAAAGUAAAUAAUGACUUUAUUUCCCAUUUAAACUAGUUAUAAAUCUGCAAUCAAUGAGAGUCUAAUACAAAUCUUAUGUUUGAAGCCAGAAGAGCACUACUGCGGUGUAAAAUUACAGCGUCCUUCUGCUUCCGAAUGGACGAAAUACAGAAGCUGUAUCAACAUGUAGUUACAUGUAGGUCAGAUGACGAUGUAUUGUUGAUGGUGAUAUGCAAUAGUCUGAGAUUAUGAUGGUGAAAUAAUGAACAGAUAAACUUAUUUGUUGUCGUUGACCCUCUUGUGAUAUCAUACGGUGAUAUACAAGUGUUGUUCUGAUUGUGAUAAACGAGAUAAACUGACAAGCUUUUUUUGAAAUGUGUUUUCAUAGUAUCGUCUGCUGAGAGCUAAAGGA